GAAACGGCGGGGUAUACAAGAUUCCUGUCGCUAGUACUACGGCCCAUUCCGCGGUGGGCCAGGGACACUAGACCACGGACCCAUCAGUGUGAACCGACCACGAGUGCAGAGUCACAGAUUACUAAAUAGUUUCAGAGUGCUCAAUCGAAAGUUCGAAAUGUUUACCAUGUUCAAAUGGCUCAUCUUUCUCACAUACACGCAUACAAUAAUAUGUAUAGAUCCCUAUUCGUUACCUGAAUUGCCUCCGGGGGAGGCGCCAGAGCCGAUAGUGACUUUCAUGGAGGAAACAUAUCGAUCUGGUAGGGGCAAAACAACUCAUGACGCGGGAGAGCCCCUCCUCUUAACACCAAUGAUUGAUGCAAAUAAUCUGGAAGAGGCACGAAAUGCCGCUCGGGUAGACGGUGAAUACAUUUUACCUGAUAUGGAGAGCUACGCUGGAUAUCUAACUGUAAAUAAGGAAUAUAACGCAAAUUUAUUUUUCUGGUACUUCCCAGUAAUGGGUCAGCCAGUUGAAGAGAUGCCUUGGCUAAUAUGGCUCCAAGGGGGACCCGGUGCAUCUUCAUUGUAUGGAUUGUUCACGGAGAUCGGACCAUUUUCUGUCACUGAUGAUUUUCGUUUAGAAGAAAUAAAGUACUCCUGGGGCAAAAACCAUUCCCUGCUGUUUAUCGAUAAUCCAGUCGGUACUGGUUUCAGUUUUACUGAUGACGAUCGAGGCUACGCUACGAAUCAAACUACGAUUGGUGAAAAUCUAUACACAGCUCUUCAACAGUUUUUAACGUUAUUCCCAGAGCUUCGCAAAGCUCCUCUCACAAUAACCGGGGAAUCAUAUGCCGGUAAACACAUUCCUUCCCUUGCAAUCCAAAUUUUAUGGCAUAGACAGGAGGAUCCACCAAUUAAUGUACAGGGCCUCGCAAUAGGUAAUGGCUUCAUCGACCCUCUCACCCUUCAAAGAUACAGUCAUUUCGUGAGAGAAACGGGUCUCGUCGAUGACAAAGUCGCAAACUUUAUGAACCAAAUCGAAACAGCCGUAACACAAUUCAUAAACAACGGCGAAAUGUUGAAGGCCUAUGCGUACUACAACUACUUACUGCAGCUCUUCCUCUCGGAAUCGAAACUCAAUAACCUAUACAAUUAUCUUGAAGACUCAAUCAGUUUAGAUGGCUCCUACCUGGAGUAUAUAGAAAGAGAUGACGUCAGACGUGCGUUACAUGUUGGCAACACCAACUUCACUUCGAUAGAUGUGGUGUAUAGAAAACUGGUGCCAGAUUUCAUGGGUAGUGCGAAACCUUGGCUAGAGGAAUUACUUGAAAACUACAGGGUCAUGCUCUACAACGGCCACUUAGACAUCAUUGUGGCUUACCAUCCAUCAGUUAACACCUACGAUUCGUUAACAUUCAGUGGUACUUCCGAGUUUCGUGUUACGCACCGACGACCUUGGUUCCACGACGGACAACUAGCUGGAUACUAUAAAAUUGCGGGAAAUCUCACGGAAGUGAUGAUUCGUGGAGCUGGCCAUAUGGUGCCGGCUGAUAAGCCAGCGGCUGCUCUCGGUCUUAUAUCAGCAUUUGCUCGUGGUAUUUCACUAUAUGAAGACACAGGCUCGUUGGUGGAUGUAGAAAAAAACUCAUCGAGAAUUCGUCAACUUCCACUUAACUAAUGCAAUCAUUAAUAAAUAAUUUAUUUUAAGUUGCCGUGAUUCUGAAAAUAAUUAAACACAUUCCUAUUACAUAGAUUUGAUGUAGGAUUAUGUAAAUAAAUAAUUAUUUUUAA
Messenger RNA from Zerene cesonia (dogface butterfly), 1770 nucleotides. Its product is annotated as venom serine carboxypeptidase-like. Gene Ontology annotation, biological process: proteolysis. Lineage: Eukaryota; Metazoa; Arthropoda; Insecta; Lepidoptera; Pieridae. Gene Ontology annotation, molecular function: serine-type carboxypeptidase activity. The transcript has 9 exons. The record is from RefSeq and is a predicted model, not a curated record. The coding region runs from base 158 to 1657 and encodes 499 amino acids.